GGGAGAGAAGCCGCAUCAGUGCCGUGUUUGUGGUAAGAGGUUCACUGCAAGCUCUAAUCUCUACUAUCACAGGAUGACACAUAAUAAGGAAAAGCCACACAAAUGUAGUCUGUGUUCCAAGUCGUUCCCAACACCUGGUGAUCUCAAGAGUCACAUGUAUGUCCAUAACGGAUCGUGGCCAUACCGGUGUAACAUCUGUGACCGUGGCUUCAGCAAGCAGACAAACCUGAAGAAUCACCUCCUCCUUCAUUCCGGUGACAAACCACAUGAAUGUCAACUUUGCGGGAAGCGUUUUGCCCUUCAAUGCAACCUGAGGACUCACCAGAAGACACAUGAAAAUGAGCCUCAGGAAGAAUGUUUCAAAUGCGGGAAGAUGUUCCUAACACAGAUGCAAUUAUUGAACAACGGCUACUGUAAGACCUGUAUGAAGUCAUUAGGAGGAGCCACUGCUGGUCCUGAGUGUGAAGCAAAGAGGCAAAAAAAACAAGAUGUACCAAAACCGUUCAAAUCAAUUACGGAAUUCUUAAAACCUGAUGAGAAAAAACGGACAGACAAUCGCCCUCUUGGUGUAUUUCGUUAUCCGUUUUUAGGGCCACCAAUGGAUAUGGCGGCGUACUCCGGUGCUUUGUUUCGUUCCACUGGGAUUCCUGGGAUAACACCCCCCGAUGUUCCAUUGCCUGUUGCAUCCAACCUGCCUCAUUUGCCAUCUUUUGCCUCCUACAUGUCUGCAAUGCCAUCUAUGAUCAACUUCCCUGGGGAGAGUUACCCUCAGAGACCAAUUGGAACUAGAGCUAAAUUGCUACAGAGAAUUGUGCAACCUGGGAAUGUGCAUCCUGGUACUUCUUGGCCGAAUAUUGUUGCAAAUACUGUGCAAUCUGAUUAUUGAAUUCACUAUAGAAAAGACACCCUGGAGACUCAAUUCCCCUGACUGCCGAGAAACUUAUCAUGCCUUCUAACUUACCUAGCACUCGGCCCUGGAGUGCUUCUUAAGGCCUGGGAGAGAGCUGCCUCACAUGAUACAACUGUGUCCAUCUGGUAGCAUGGACAAUAAGACUUUACAUGCACUAAUAUAAAUGUACAGGCAAAUAAACAAGCGGAAUACUCUGUGGUGAAUGGCUACUUUCCAAAUUGUUCGCUAUCGAUAGGACAAACCGAUGGUGCCUUUUCAUUUAUAUCACAUGCAAAUCAUGCUCGAAGAACCUAAUUACCAGAUGAACACAACAAUAUUCCGUUGAAAAACUGACAAGUUUUUUCAACUAUAUUGAAGAACUUUUAACUUUCCCAGGACCGGCCAGCUCGGCAAACUGGAAGGCCGGCUUAAUUCUCGGCAAUUUGGGGAAUUGAUUUUCCAGGGUGAAAGUACUCUGUUGAAUUGAUAAUAUAAAUGAGAAAUAGUUUAUUGGCUUAGUGUAGACAGCCAUUGACAUAGUGUGACAUCGCACCAAUACUCUGUAUGUUAAAUUCGUCGAUUAUGCCGACACCUUAGUUAAGUUGACGCAGCAUCAAGCGCAGGUCUGUUGACAACACUAUGAUGCCUAUCUUAGAUUUUGCAUGACAUGACUUCCAUUUUACCAUCAACCUCGUAACCGCUUUCACAUUCGAUUUAAAUUAUCAGUAAACAGGGUGGUCAAGAAAAAACGCAACCGGAUACUUCCACUACCAGGUGGUUAAAAUCUUUCUAGGAGAGGAAUGAUACCAAGAUCGACCGAUUCUGUUCAGUAAUUUUUGUUUUAGAGACGUUUUUCUUGGCCAGGUUCAAUGUAGAAAAACGGAACGCUUUUGUUGUAGGUAUCAAACAUCUUGGUGGUGUGCUGAGGCCUGGCCAUGCUAACACGACCUUUACUCAGUUGCAAAUGGUCAUUAGGAACAUUGUCGACAUUAUCUCAUAUCAGUAUUAUUACCUUCAUUUAAUCCACCUACUAACUAAGUUUGAUUUACCGGCACAGUUCGAUUUUUCCUAUGUGCGAAUGAAGCCUGUCAGUGCUUCACUAAAUAGGCUCUAAAACAAAAAUUACUGAACCAAAUUGGUCCAUCUUGGUAUCAUUCCUCUCCUAGAAAGAUUCCCCAUCCACUGAUAUCAAUGCUUUUAACCUCCUGGUAGUGGAAGUAUCCGGUUGCAUUUUUUCUGGCCCACCCUGUAUUUUCAAGGGAGAUUUCAGAAAUUUGGUGAUAACAAUUUAUCUUAGUGGGUUCCAACAGAUAUUUCAUAACUGACCAGUGUGUAAUCCUCUCAUACUGUUUUCAUUCUAAUCAGCUAUUUGGUAAUAAUAGACCGUAUUCUUGAGGCAGCUCGGGAUGAGUAUAAACCGUGAACAAUAAGAAUAAUUGAAUUCUUGCUUGAAACUUAGUGAUCUGUUUGCACUGGUAGGGCGACAUUUUUAUUACCUCUUCAUAUGCUGCCUUCUACCCUCUAUAUACAUUGCACAUGUACACAUUCCCUCUGUAUAUAAGUGUAUAUAUCUUUCUUUAUAGUGUAUUGUUGAUAUAUUUAUUAGUACCAUGGAGUGACUAUCUAAGCAUUAGCUUUGACUUACUACAAUAUGUAACUUUAUAUCUGUAAAAGACCAUUUAGUUCUUCAGACUGAUGCUCAGUCAAUGUCACUUGCAACACAUUCAAUGACGACAGGUUGUGGAUAUUAUUGUUGCAAUCAUGAUCUACACUCCAUCAACACACUCACAAGCAUCCCCACCUUUGCCAAACUGUCAACCCUUAAAGUUAAAUCAACACCUUGAAUGCCGCGUUUUUUCCCCUUAUUUGUACCCAGCGCCAUGCCAUCAGCCUAGAACAAUAAAGUUUGGCCCCUUGGACCCCAUUCCAGAUAGCCAUAGCUCUUUGAAGUCAGCUUGAUCUUUUAAAAGAAGUUAAAACUACUUCAGUGCACCAAAUAUCUAUAUGGUGAGCACAAAUGCCUCUGGCCUUUUCAUUCACUUAUGAAAUAAAAAUAGGAGGAAUAAAUAUAUUUACCGGAAAAA
Lineus longissimus is the source of this 2973-nucleotide messenger RNA. RefSeq names its product zinc finger protein 596-like. Gene Ontology annotation, cellular component: nucleus. NCBI's taxonomy places the organism in Eukaryota, Metazoa, Nemertea, Pilidiophora, Heteronemertea, Lineidae. Gene Ontology annotation, biological process: regulation of gene expression. The record is from RefSeq and is a predicted model, not a curated record. The coding region runs from base 74 to 886 and encodes 270 amino acids. The transcript is spliced from 4 exons.